Molecule: messenger RNA, 1605 nt
Organism: Momordica charantia (bitter melon)
Lineage: Eukaryota; Viridiplantae; Streptophyta; Magnoliopsida; Cucurbitales; Cucurbitaceae
Gene: CYP715A1
Product: cytochrome P450, family 715, subfamily A, polypeptide 1
Molecular function (GO): heme binding; iron ion binding; monooxygenase activity
Source: RefSeq, a predicted model, not a curated record
AUGGAGUGGAUUGGUGUGAUUGUGUGGGGGAUAAUUAGGGUUUCGUUGGUGGUUUUGUUGGUGAGAGUUGUAUUUUCAUGGUGGAUUUUGCCGGUUUUGGCUCACAGAAAGCUCAAGCGAAACGGCUUUAAUGGAGGCCCUCCUCCAAGAUUCCCUCUCGGAAAUAUUACUGAGAUCAAGAACACGAUGAAGAAAGCUGCUGCUUCUGCAGCCGCCGCCGCCAUUAAUGGCGGUGCAGGCGCUUUUAGUUCAUCAUCAAAUAUCUCCCACGAUAUUCAUUCCACUGUUUUCCCUUACUUCGCUCAAUGGCAGACCUCUUAUGGGAAGAAGUUUGUGUAUUGGUUGGGGACAGAGCCAUUUUUGUACAUAGCAGAGCCGCAGUUUGUGAAGAACAUGUCUGAAGCAGUGAUGGGAAAGGGCUGGGGGAAGCCGGCGGUCUUCAGAAACGACAGAGAGCCGAUGUUCGGCGACGGCCUCGUCAUGACUGAAGGCGACGACUGGAUUCGCCAUCGCCAUAUACUCACCCCCGCCUUCAACCCAGCUAACUUGAAGGCAAUGACAAGGCUGAUGGUGGGGUCCACCACUAAAAUGCUGGACGAGUGGGCCCGCCGCUUGAGCUCCGGCGGCCCAGAGAUGGACGUGGAGAGAGAAAUAACGGCGACCGCCGGCGACAUAAUCGCGAAGGCGAGCUUCGGAAUAUGCGAUCGGAGCGGCAGAGACGCGUUCAACAAGCUCAGAGAUCUCCAAUUCACUCUCUUCCGGAACAGCAGCUACGUCGGCGUCCCGUUCAGCAGCAUUUUCCUGUACCCGACCCGAACCCUGACCGCGAAGAGACUCGGAUCCGAAAUCGACCGCCUCUUCUUGUCGAUCAUAUCGGAGAGGAAGCAAUCGCCGGACGCCUCCGCCUCCGAUUUGCUCAGUAGGUUGAUUGAGAGUCAGAGGAACGAUAGCGCCCCCGCCGCCGGAAAGUCGUGGCUGACGACGAGAGAACUGGUGGACGAGUGCAAGACGUUCUUCUUCGGCGGCCACGAGACGACGGCGCUGGCGAUUAGUUGGACGAUGCUGCUGCUGGCGACGAGGCCUGAGUGGCAAACCAUUUUACGAGAAGAGAUCAAAGAAGUUAUCGGAGAUAGAGAGAUCGAUUUCGCCAUGCUUUCUCGACUCAAAAAGAUGGGAUGGGUGUUCAAUGAGGUACUUAGGCUAUACCCAUCAGCCCCAAACAUACAAAGACAAGCCAAAGGAGACAUUAAAGUAGGCGACACGACGAUCCCGAAAGGAACCAACAUAUGGAUCGACAUCGUAGCGAUGCAUCACGACCCGAGCCUUUGGGGCGAUGACGUGAACGAGUUCAAGCCCGAGAGGUUCGAGAAGGACAGCAUUCAUGGCGGGUGCAAGCACAAGAUGGGAUAUUUGCCAUUUGGGUUUGGAGGGAGAAUGUGCAUUGGUAGAAACUUGUCUUCCAUGGAGUAUAAGAUUGUGCUAACCCUAAUUAUUUCUAGGUUUUCUCUCUCUAUUUCUCCCUCUUAUUCUCAUUCUCCUGCUAUUUUGCUCUCUUUAAGACCUGCCCAUGGCCUCCCUCUCAUUCUAAAACCCCUUCACCCUUAA